This is a messenger RNA of Enhydra lutris kenyoni (northern sea otter), 3718 nucleotides long. RefSeq names its product adrenoceptor beta 2. Lineage: Eukaryota; Metazoa; Chordata; Mammalia; Carnivora; Mustelidae. Bases 112 to 1368 code for a protein of 418 amino acids. Gene Ontology annotation, cellular component: membrane. The record is from RefSeq and is a predicted model, not a curated record. Gene Ontology annotation, biological process: negative regulation of smooth muscle contraction; adenylate cyclase-activating adrenergic receptor signaling pathway; norepinephrine-epinephrine-mediated vasodilation involved in regulation of systemic arterial blood pressure. The transcript has a single exon. Gene Ontology annotation, molecular function: norepinephrine binding; beta2-adrenergic receptor activity.
UGAGGCUUCCCGGCGUCCGCUCGCUGCCCGCAGCGCCGCGCCGGAGGUCCGCCCGCUGAGGCGCGGCAGGUGCGCCGGCACCCUGUGCGCUCACCUGCCAGCCUGCGCGCCAUGGGGCAGCCCGGGAACCGCAGCGUCUUCUUGCUGGCGCCCAACGGCAGCCACGCGCCGGACCAAGAUGGCACGGAGGAACGUAAUGAGGCGUGGGUCGUGGGCAUGGGCAUCGUCAUGUCGCUCAUCGUCCUGGCCAUCGUGUUUGGAAACGUGCUGGUCAUCACAGCCAUCGCCAAGUUCGAGCGUCUGCAGACGGUCACCAACUACUUCAUCACCUCCCUGGCCUGUGCUGACCUGGUCAUGGGCCUGGCGGUGGUGCCCUUUGGGGCCAGCCACAUCCUCAUGAAAAUGUGGACCUUUGGCAACUUCUGGUGUGAGUUUUGGACUUCCAUUGACGUCCUGUGCGUCACGGCCAGCAUCGAGACCCUGUGCGUGAUCGCAGUGGAUCGCUACUUUGCUAUCACAUCACCCUUCAAGUACCAGAGCCUGCUGACCAAGAAUAAGGCCCGGGUGGUCAUCUUGAUGGUGUGGAUCGUGUCGGGCCUUACCUCCUUCUUGCCCAUCCAGAUGCACUGGUACCGGGCCACCCACCAGGAAGCCAUCAACUGCUAUGCCAAGGAGACAUGCUGUGACUUCUUCACGAACCAAGCUUAUGCCAUUGCCUCCUCCAUCGUGUCCUUCUACUUACCCCUGGUGGUCAUGGUCUUCGUCUACUCCAGGGUCUUCCAGGUGGCCCAAAGGCAGCUCCAGAAGAUCGACAGAUCUGAGGGCCGCUUCCAUGCCCAAAACCUCAGCCAAGUGGAGCAGGAUGGGCGGAGUGGGCACGGACACCGCAGGGCCUCCAAGUUCUGCCUGAAGGAACACAAAGCCCUCAAAACUCUGGGCAUCAUCAUGGGCACUUUCACCCUGUGCUGGCUGCCCUUCUUCAUUGUCAACAUAGUGCACGUGAUCCAGGAUAACCUCAUCCCCAAGGAAGUUUACAUCCUCCUAAACUGGGUGGGCUAUGUCAACUCUGCUUUCAAUCCCCUUAUCUACUGCCGGAGCCCGGACUUCAGGAUUGCCUUCCAGGAGCUUCUGUGCCUGCGUAGGUCUUCACUGAAGGCCUAUGGGAAUGGCUACUCCAACAACAGUAACAGCAGGACCGACUACGCUGGGGAGCACAGUGGAUGUCACCUGGGGCAGGAGAAAGACAGCGAACUGCUGUGUGAGGACCCCCCAGGCACGGAAGACCUUGCGAACCGUCAAGGUACUGUGCAUAACGAUAGCAUUGAUUCACAAGGGAGGAAUUGUAGUACAAACGACUCACUGCUCUAAGGCAGUUUUUCUACUUUUUAUGAAACCCCUCCCCCAGCACAACACUACACAGACUAUUUAACUUGAGUGUAAUACAUUUAGAAUAAAAUUGUAUAGAGAUGUGCAGAAGGGCAGCCUUCUGCCUUUUUUUUAUUUUUUUAAGCUGUAAAAAAAGAGAGCAUAUUCGAGUGAUUGUUUCUUGUACAGUUGAGUUCCUUUUUUUGCAUGGAACGUGUCUGUUUGUAUCUGAAGGGCUUCAGUCCCAGAGGACCUGGGGUUGCUCUGUUUUGAUGACUUUUCCGUGGAUCUACCUCAUUGGUCAAGUAUUAGGGGUAAUAUAUAUACAUAUAUAUUGCUGCUGGUAAUUUGUAUGUGAAGGAGUCUUUUCCUUCCCGUACCCUUGCACUGGAAGAUCUUGAGUAUCUCGGACCUUUCAGCUGUGAACACGGACUCUCCCCGCUCCUCUUAUUUGCUCAAACAGGGUGUUGUAGGCAGGGACUUGAGGGGCAGUUUCAGUUGUGUUCCUGAGCAAAGUCUAAAGUUUACAGUAAAUAAAUUGUUUGACCAUGACUUCAUUGCACCUGUUUCUCCCAAAACCCCUUGAGUGGAGUGUGGUCACCUCCCCCGCUGGAAACCGCAGGUAACUAUUUGUAAUAACUGCCCAGGGACUUAAUACAGAAUGAUACAGGAGUGGCGUGCACUGAUUGCUUAACCCUUUCCUUUGCCUUUGAAUCUGCUGCCGCAAACCUGUAUCUCUCUUAAUGCCAGUGCCUCGGGGCAGUUCCGCCCGCCGUCAGCAUAGCUUGUCUCGCCGGUCCCAUGGCGAGGAUUCCUUGUUAGAGCCGAAACACUGACUCACAGAAACGGAGUUACGGGCCUCUGUUUUGUCCCUCCGCGCGCCCACGCCACCACCCACCUACAAGUCCUACUUGUUCACUAGCUGCUCAUGUUAUGAUACAUUGGCUGCCUCUUAUAGUGGAAAUCUUUGUACUGCGUCAGAGUUUGGCAUUUUAAAGAGAAGGAAGACGCUCUUAUGAGCAAGGUCCUCAAACAAAGCCCUUUACCUCCAAGGAAACCUGGAAAGGGCACUGGUCAUAGGGACAGAGCUGGAAAACACCCACCCGAUGAAUACCUCAUGACCUCGGAGUGGGAUCGCAGCCCCUCCUCCUUCUUUCCUUCUGUCCCCCCCACCCCGCCCCGCCCCUGUUCUUCUGACCCUCCUCACUUGGGUAUAGAGCCCGACUUCUCAGCUCUGGCACUGUUACCACGGCGGGCCAGGUGACUCUCCGUAGCGGGGGGCUGUCCCGUGUGUGGUCAGAGCUGCGGCGGCAUCCCUGUUCUCUCCCCAUCAGAUGCCGGCUGCACCCUCCAAAAAAUGCCAAAGACUCCUCGAGGGGUGAAAUCACCCCUGGCUGAGAACCAUAGAGAGAAGCUUCAAAAAUCUAGACAGAUUGGUAGCUUCUGUCUAAUGCAACUGCUUGAUUUAGGCAGAGCAUCCGAGAGGGACUUUCCACUGUCUGCCCAGUUAGUGGCAGCCCCCAGGCCACCCCCCCAUCCAUGCUGCCUUCCGAACUCACCUUCCAGCCACCCCGACACUGACUGUGUUUGGGGGGACGUGCAGUGUUUGGGAGGGCUUAUCCGUGGAGGCGAGGCCUGUGAGUCUACUGCCUUUUUGUGCAGAGGUUCUAAUACUGUGAAGAGGCACAGGAGGGAAAAAUAACAAAAGUAAACACAUCGCUUCUCCCACCCCCUUCCUAUUUUUGCCCGUGGGUCUGAGCCAGAGUUUGGCCCAGGUUUGACCGAGUGGACCGUCCUCCUUGGCAACUGGCAGCCUGGAGAGGAUCAGCCCUCAGGUUCACUGCCAUUUCACCCGCUCCUGAAGCUGACUCCACUUCUCUCUUCCCUUCUGUCCCAGCCAAGGUCCCCAACCAGAAAAGCACUGGCUUCCUCAGCUUCCUGUCAGCUCAGUGAUGGGUGUCCGGGUGCAGGCUCAGCUCUCAGAGGGAAAACUAGGUGCCCAAGUUCCUGGAACGUGCUGUGGUGAAUGGGAGAGUGGGUGCCCUUCAGCACUUUUACUUGUUCUCCAAGGGCUUCCCUGCCCAUUCUUACAUUCUCCACCUGCUCUGGACCCCCCACCCAGGGGUGUGGGCCACUUCUCCAGCUAAUUUUCACCCUCCUGGUAGCCUCACAGGAUCUUGGACUUGCAAGAGCCCGUAGAAAGCACUGGGCAUCCGAGGAGAUGAAAAGUCUAUGAAGGGGAAUGACCUGCCCGAGGUAAGAAGCCAAGGAUGUAAGUAAGAGACAGGGUAAUAGCCGGAGAAGCCAGCUGUCAGCUGUUAUUCCAGAAACUGCUGUGUUCCCUCCACUGCCU